CUCUUUACCCCCGGACCGCUUCCUCCCCUCUCCGAGGGUGGAGCCUGACACUUAAAUCCCCCGGCCCGGCCUCCCCGUCCCAGGAAGUGAGCGCCCGCAGAUCUGCCUGCUGCCCCACGUGCUGUGUACGCUGUGCCAUGGAGCUGGAGGAGUUGGGAAUCGGGGAAGAGUGCGGAGUUUUCGGCUGCAUCGCAUCGGGGAGCUGGCCCACGCAGCUGGAUGUGCCCCAUGUCAUCACCCUGGGGCUCGUGGGGCUGCAGCACAGGGGGCAGGAAAGCGCUGGUAUAGUGACCAGUGAUGGCGGUGCUGUUCCCACAUUUAAAGUACACAAGGGAAUGGGCCUCGUCAAUCACGUGUUCAGUGAAGAGAGUUUGAAGAAACUGAAUUUAAGUAACCUGGGUAUUGGACACACAAGAUACUCAACUACAGGGAACUCUGCCCUGGAGAACUGUCAGCCGUUUGUGGUUGAAACGCUGCACGGAAAGAUCGCCGUGGCCCAUAAUGGUGAACUAGUAAACGCCGCACAGCUCCGACGAAAGUUAAUGCGGCAUGGGGUCGGACUGUCCACCAGCUCUGACAGUGAGCUCAUUACUCAGCUUCUGGCGUUCACGCCACCUUUUGAGGAGGACCACACCGCAGACUGGAUAGCACGCAUUAAGAACUUAAUGAAUGAAACCCCCACAUCUUAUGCGCUGCUUUUCAUGCACGAUGAUGUCAUCUACGCCGUACGCGAUCCUUAUGGAAAUCGACCGCUCUGCAUUGGCCGGCUGAUCCCAGUGAAUGCUGAUGGCAAAGGGAAAGACCCCUUGGAGACCGAAGGUUGGGUGGUCUCUUCUGAAUCCUGCAGCUUUCUGUCUAUUGGAGCUGAGUAUUAUCGAGAAGUACUGCCAGGGGAAAUAGUGAAAAUAUCCAAAGAUGGAGUGGAGACCCUGGAUAUUGUGCCAAGACCGAGAGCGAGAGACCCGUCUGCUUUCUGCAUCUUUGAAUAUGUUUACUUUGCACGACCGGAUUCUAUAUUUGAAGGGCAAAUGGUCUAUUCAGUCAGGAGAAGAUGUGGCCAACAGCUGGCUAUAGAAGCUCCGGUAGAAGCUGAUCUGGUUAGCACAGUGCCGGAGUCGGCCACGCCAGCCGCCUUGGGCUAUGCUGAGAAGUGCGGGAUUCAAUACGUGGAAGUGCUGUGCAAAAAUCGUUACGUGGGGCGAACCUUUAUUCAACCAAACAUGCGGUUACGGCAGCUUGGCGUAGCCAAAAAGUUUGGCGUCCUGUCUGAUAACUUUGUUGGUAAAAGAGUAGUCCUGAUUGAUGACUCUAUUGUACGAGGAAACACCAUCUCUCCUAUAAUAAAGCUGUUAAGGGAUUCUGGUGCAAAAGAGGUACAUAUAAGAGUGGCUUCUCCUCCAAUAAAAUACCCCUGUUACAUGGGAAUCAACAUACCCACCAAAGAAGAACUCAUAGCCAACCGGCCAGAAUUCAACGACCUGGCAGGUUAUAUUGGCGCCGACAGUGUGGUUUACCUUUCCGUCGAUGGCCUAACAGCUGCGGUUCGGGACGGAAUCAAAACCUACAAAGAACAGAACUGUUUAAAUGGAAACUCCACGCCAGCGACGUCUCCUGGCCACUGUACGGCGUGUCUCACGGGAGAGUAUCCCGUAGAAUUGGAGUGGUGAAAAGUCCAGUCUUAUUGUGUGGGACUGGGUCUGUGCUUUUAAUACUGUGAUUGCUGGUAUCGAAGCUUGGACAGACUUUUAACCCAAUGUACAGCUGGCUCCCAUCUGUACUCCCCGUCACUACCGCCGAUGCUCCCGGGACAGACCAAAGAUCCUGGUUAAGAAUCCUGGUUUCUGUGCAGCUGGAAUCGCUUCAGUUUUGUGGUUGUGUGAAUGUUUGUGUAGAAAUCGUGUGUGUGCGCAGUGUCUAACAGAUUUACUUGUUGUGGUACGUGUACACGAUACUGACCGCUGCCUAACACCGCAGCAGUGGGCCUCAAUAAAUGGUUUUAUUUUUA
Molecule: messenger RNA, 2005 nt
Organism: Spea bombifrons (plains spadefoot toad)
Lineage: Eukaryota; Metazoa; Chordata; Amphibia; Anura; Pelobatidae
Gene: PPAT
Product: phosphoribosyl pyrophosphate amidotransferase
Exons: 11
Coding region: 138-1667 (509 amino acids)
Biological process (GO): purine nucleobase biosynthetic process; purine nucleotide biosynthetic process
Molecular function (GO): amidophosphoribosyltransferase activity
Source: RefSeq, a predicted model, not a curated record